AUGUCUAAGCUGUUGAGAACCGGAAGUGGUCCGGUACCGUUUCGACAACUCUUGGAAACAUGUAGGAAUAGUAAGUUUUUAGGAUUAAAUUUGAUGGGCGAUGUUAUUGGAAAUUUUCUACCAAGUCCGAUCGGUAGAAUGUUGAGGAACAAUAUUCGGGAGGAAUUUGUUCAGGGUGGAUCAGGAACGCCGAUCUACGAGGGAAGUUCCAGUCUAACGUUUGAGAAGAAUUUGAAUUUUGCAAAGGAAACGUUCAAUACGACUGUUCCUUUUGGCAUAACUUUGGAGGAAAGUUUCUUCAACAAAGAAAUUUUUUUGAAUGAGGUCAUUCAAUUGCAAUUGGACAAACGGUCGCAGCUGAGUUGUACUUAUUUGGUGAAUCCGGGUGUUCAGAACGAGUUCAUGUAUAAAACUCAGCGUCAGCGAAAGAUUUGGUGGAUGCGUUUUGCAUGUGAUCCCGGGAGAUAUUUUAUUUCGGACACCCGAACGGAACCGGAAAGCAAAGUGCAAUCUGUAUGGAUCAAAGCUCGCUAUGGAGAUGCAGAAAUCGAGCUGGAACAGCUUGAAAUGAUUCCAAGUGGAGCAGCAAGGGAAAUUGUUGGCGAUUUUCAAGUAAAAGUCGGCAGAUCAACUAAAAAAAUAACACCAAGCCUUGUCAGAGUAAAGCAAUGCCUGGAACUGGCGACGCUCCAGGUUGUUCUAGACGCGCUGGAUGUUUCCGAUAAGGACUGCAUUCGUAUUCAUCGAAAGUUGGCACCCUACAAAUGUGGCAUCAUUUGCUCGACCGAUGAUCCAGUACAACUUAACGAGCUACAAGACCUAGCCAAACAUCUGGGCAACGUGCUUCGCAAAUCCAGCCUCACAGUGUUGGACUGUUCGAAUCAAAACGGAAGUUCGGAUCGAUCUGCGGCUAAAAGAUUCAGUCAUCUAGAUUCCAUAGGAGUCCCUUACUGUUUGAUUCUCCGGGAGCAAAGUCUUCAAAACGGUCUGCUGCAGUUGCGCUCUCGAGACACAACCCUCAGUGAAACGAUUCACAUUUCAGACUUGCCGAAUUAUUUAUUGAAAAUUAUAACUAACUAGUAAAGUGUAGGAAAACGAAAAAUAAAUUAGAGAAGAAGACUUA
Uranotaenia lowii is the source of this 1123-nucleotide messenger RNA. RefSeq names its product DNA polymerase subunit gamma-2, mitochondrial (gene DNApol-gamma35). Gene Ontology annotation, biological process: mitochondrial DNA replication. The coding region runs from base 1 to 1080 and encodes 359 amino acids. The transcript is spliced from 2 exons. Gene Ontology annotation, cellular component: cytoplasm; mitochondrion. The record is from RefSeq and is a predicted model, not a curated record. Lineage: Eukaryota; Metazoa; Arthropoda; Insecta; Diptera; Culicidae.